Molecule: messenger RNA, 1989 nt
Organism: Phycomyces blakesleeanus NRRL 1555(-)
Lineage: Eukaryota; Fungi; Mucoromycota; Mucoromycetes; Mucorales; Phycomycetaceae
Exons: 14
Coding region: 1-1989 (662 amino acids)
Biological process (GO): aspartyl-tRNA aminoacylation
Cellular component (GO): mitochondrion; cytoplasm
Molecular function (GO): ATP binding; aspartate-tRNA ligase activity
Source: RefSeq, a predicted model, not a curated record
AUGACAAGUCGAAUCAAGUCAUUGGCCACCAUUACGGCAAGAGCAAAUGUGCUUUUGCAUCAGUCACUACGAAGCUCUAUUCAAUGUCGAGUUCCGAUUACAGCCAGAACAAUACCCCGUCGAACAUUUCGCACUACCGGAAUCUACAGAGAUCAGCAUCUCCAGGGCUAUAAAGAUGCUGACAGAUACCAUGGUGAUUAUCCAACUCGAACCCAUCGUUGUGGUGAGUUGCGUGCGUCAGACGAAGGAAAGCGAGUGGUUCUCAAUGGUUGGGCACAGUCAUCAAGAGCACUUUCCCAAGAUUUGAUUUUCCUUCCUCUUCGUGACGCUUCUGGUACUACUCAACUCGUUUAUCGUACCGGGCAGCAGGCGGCUGAAUUGAGGAGCCAGAUUCAAGGCUUGGGCGCCGAGAGCGUGAUUUGUGCUCAAGGUAUCGUACGCAGGCGCCCAGACGGAAUGGCAAAUGCCAAGCAAGGAACAGGUGAAAUCGAGGUUGAAAUCGAAAAACUCUAUUGCCUCAACCCAGCAUCUCCCAACCUACCAUUCUGGCCCAACCAACCUCAGCUUCCUAAUGAAGAGGUACGUCUUCGUUACCGCUAUCUUGAUCUCCGCCGCCAAGAACUUCAAGAUAAUAUUCGGCUUCGUUCUUUAACAGCAGCCACUGUACGACAACACUUGGUAUCAAACGGGUUUGUUGAGAUUGAAACACCAAUGCUUUUCAAAUCCACACCUGAGGGUGCCCGUGAGUUCAUUGUGCCUACACGAAAGAAGGGUGCAUUUUAUGCACUUCCUCAAAGUCCUCAACAGCACAAGCAAAUGCUGAUGGCAGCUGGAUUUGACCGAUACUUUCAAAUCGCACGUUGUUUCAGAGAUGAAGAUUUACGUGCUGACAGACAGCCUGAAUUCACACAGAUUGAUCUGGAAAUGUCUUUUGUAACUCCCAAAGAUAUUCAGCAUAUCAUCGAAGGCAUGGUCACUAGCAUUUGGGACAAGGCUCUUGGUGUAAAGUUGACAAAGGAUUCAUUUCCUCAUAUGACUUAUGCCGAGGCUAUGACAAAUUAUGGAUCGGAUAAGCCUGAUGUGCGGUUUGAUAUGAAGAUUUCAGAGAUCGGGUCUUCUUUUGCAGAUGUUGUUGGAGACAAUGCUUUGGAUUGCAUGGUCAUCAAGCAAGGAACCUCUCUGUCUGGAAAAGAAUUAAAAGCCAUGCAAAAGACUUUGGAUAUUGAGAAUGAAAAGGGAUUUGCGUUUGUCAAGAUCAAUGAGAACAAUAUUGAUGCAUGGCCAGCUAAAUGUGGUGGUACCUUACGCCAAUCUACUCAGAUUGCUACCUCUGUUCCUGGCCUGAACAAAGAUUUGGGUAUUGAGCAGGGUGAUCUGGUAAUAGUCCACACCAGACCUCGGUAUCUCUAUGGUGGAAAUACUUUGAUGGGCCGUGUUAGAUUGCAUGCAGCCAGUCUGAUGCAGGAGAAAGGCCUUUUGAAGUUGGAUAAAGAAAAGUUCAAGUUCCUUUGGGUUGAAUCCUUCCCUCUGUUUACACCUGAUGAACAGGGCAUUCGUACCUGGCAGUCAACCCAUCAUCCCUUUACCGCACCCUUUAACGAGGAUAUUGCAUUGCUUUCUACAGAACCAGCCAAGGUUCGGGGCCAGCAUUACGAUCUUGUGCUGAAUGGUAUGGAGAUUGGUGGAGGAUCUAUUCGUAUUCAUUCACCUGUAAUGCAAACCUAUAUUUUCGAAAAGGUGCUCCAGCUCGAGAAGCAUGAAUACAGUCGAUUUGAUCAUUUGAUUGAUGCCUUGGGUGGUGGCUGUCCUCCUCACGGUGGCAUUGCUCUUGGGUUUGAUCGUCUAAUGGCCAUCCUUUGUGACGCCCCAUCAAUUAGAGAUGUAAUCGCUUUUCCAAAGGCGGCUGGUGGAAAGGACUUUGUGGUCAAUAGUCCUUCUGAAGUAACGACAGGUCAGCUUGAGGAAUAUGGACUUCGACUGGCAGAGUAA